AUGACUUGGUCUUUGUGACCGAUCUGAUUCCUCCAGGGAUUUAUGUCGCACCCACGGACACCUUUAACUUCACCCUCAUCCCGGGUUUAGACGGUAGUCAUGACAACAUAAGUCAACCCGCCGCCAUUGACUAUGACCCAGAAGAGCGCAUGGUGUAUUGGACUGAUUGGGAAUUGUCGACUGUAAAUCGUGCCUUUUUGGAUGGGAGUGGAGUGGAAGUUCUCUUUAGGGAUCUACAGAAUCCAGAGGGUUUGACACUUGACAUUGAGAAUCGUGUGAUGUAUUGGACGGAUAGUGGCAGUGAUCUAAUCGAGAGAGCUACUUUGGAUGGUCGGGAACGAUCAGUGGUUCUCAACUUGAGAAACGCUUCACUUGGAGCUGUACAACCAAGUGGUAUUGUAGUCGACCCUGCUAACAGUCAUUUGUACUGGACUGACAGGGGUACUGUACCGAUGAUUGAACGAUCUGGCACCGAUGGUUCAGGUCGUCGCGUACUCAUCGAUACUUCGCUACGUCAUCCGUAUGGUAUAGCCCUUGAUCUGGAAGGGGGAAGGCUGUACUGGUGUGAUGCUGGUUUUGACCGCAUUGAAUACUCCGAUCUAUUGGGCCAGGGUCUGACUGUUCUUGAUGAGCGCACAAGUGGAUUGGAUCUCUUUGUCUACUAUGACUUUAUCUACUGGACCGACGUGGCAUCAUCCACCAUUCAGCGUGUUGAGGCUUCGGGAAGGCUUUUGGGGAAUCACGGCUCGGAAAGUUUUAGUACUCCUUUGGGAAUUCACAUAUUUAAAGAUACACGUAACUUGUGCGCAAGUGACCCCUGUUGGAAUGGAGGUAGUUGUGUUGCUUCUUCAACCGGGUUUACUUGCAUUUGUGCUCCUCAAUUCAUUGGACAAUUCUGUGAAUCGCAGAGCCAUCCCCAUGACUUGGUCUUUGUGACCGAUCUGAUUCCUCCAGGGAUUUAUGUCGCACCCACGGACACCUUUAACUUCACCCUCAUCCCGGGUUUAGUUGGUAGCCAUGACAACAUAAGUCAACCGGCCGCCAUUGACUAUGACCCAAAAGAGCGCAUGGUGUAUUGGACUGAUUGGGAAUUGUCGACUCUAAAUCGGGCCUUUUUGGACGGGAGUGGAGUGGAAGUUCUCUUUAGGGAUCUACAGAAUCCAUGGGGUUUGACACUUGACAUUGAGAAUCGUGUAAUGUAUUGGACGGAUGGAGGCAGUGAUCUAAUCGAGAGAGCUACUUUGGAUGGUCGGGAACGAUCAGUGGUUCUCGGAGCUGUACAACCAAGUGGUAUUGUAGUCGACCCUGCUAACAGUCAUUUGUACUGGACUGACAGGGGUACCGUACCGAUGAUUGAACGAUCUGGCACCGACGGCUCAGGUCGUCGCGUACUCAUCGAUACUUCGCUACUGUAUCCGUAUGGUAUAGCCCUUGAUCUGGAAGGGGGAAGGCUGUAUUGGUGUGAUUCUGGUUUGGACCGCAUUGAAUACUCCGAUCUGUUGGGCCAGGGUCGGACUGUUCUUGAUGAGCGCACAAGUCCAUUGCAUCUCUUUGUCUACUAUGACUUUAUCUACUGGACCGACGCGGCAUCAUCGACCAUUAAGCGUGUUGAGGCUUCGGGAAGGCUUUUGGGGAAUCACGGCUCAGAAAGUUUUACCAUGCCUCUUGGAAUUCACAUAUUUAGAGAUAAUGAACCUCCGGUGUUCAGUGGUUGCCCUGGUGACGUCGUCAUCCCAGUUAAGUCAUCGUCCAAUCAGGUGGCUUACAGCUGGCCUUCUCCUCUCAUCUCGGACAAUGCUGGUGUCAGGUUCAGUUGCCAAGCAACCAAAGUUUUGAAAUGUAACCAAACCGGCAGUGGGGUCUUCACAGUUGGUGUUACUACAGUGAUCUACAACGCUACGGAUAUAUCUGGCAACCAUACCACGUGUGUUUUUAAAGUCACCGUAACAGUGGUGGAUCUAAUGUGCCCAGCAAAUUUCACAGUCGAUGCGCAGCCAGGUUCCACCAACACCAGUGUAGACUGGAUGGAACCGGUUUUAACUGGAUGGGACGGACCAACCAACUUCACCUCAAGCUUCAGUCCUGGCGAUGAACUCCAGAUAGGUAGCAAUGUUGUCAAUUACCAGCAGUGGUUUGAGUACGGCCUGGUUCUGGACUGCUCGUUCUCAGUUCAGGUUAUAGAUACACGUAACUUGUGCGCAAGUGACCCCUGUUGGAAUGGAGGUAGUUGUGUUGCUUCUUCAACCGGGUUUACUUGCAUUUGUGCUCCUCAAUUCAUUGGACAAUUCUGUGAAUCGCAGAGCCAUCCCCAUGACUUGGUCUUUGUGACCGAUCUGAUUUCUCCAGGGAUUUAUGUCGCACCCACGGACACCUUCAAUUUCACCCUCAUCCCGGGGUUAGAUGGUAGCCAUGACAACAUAAAUCUACCCGCCGCCAUUGACUAUGACCCAGUUGAGCGCAUGGUGUACUGGACUGAUUAUGGUAGCGGGUUAUCGACUAUAAAUCGUGCCUUUUUGGACGGGAGUGGAGUGGAAGUUCUCUUUAGGGAUCUACAGACUCCAGAGGGUUUGACACUUGACAUUGAGAAUCGUGUGAUGUAUUGGACGGAUUUUGGCAGUGAUCUAAUCGAGAGAGCUACUUUGGAUGGUGUGGAACGAUCAGUGGUUCUCAACUUGGCAAGUGCUUCCCUCGGAGCUGUACAACCAAUUGGUAUUGUAGUCGACCCUGCUAACAGUCAUUUGUACUGGACUGGCUGGGGUACCGUACCGAUGAUUGAACGAUCUGGCACCGACGGCUCAGGUCGUCGCGUACUCAUCGAUACUUCGCUACUGUAUCCGUAUGGUAUAGCCCUUGAUCUGGAAGGGGGAAGGCUGUACUGGUGUGAUUAUGGUUUGGACCGCAUUGAAUACUCCGAUCUGUUGGGCCAGGGUCGGACUGUUCUUGAUGAGCGCACAGAUCCAUUGCAUCUCUUUGUCUACUAUGACUUUAUCUACUGGACCGACGCGGCAUCAUCGACCAUUAAGCGUGUUGAGGCUUCGGGAAGGCUUUUGGGGAAUCACGGCUCGGAAAGUUUUACCAUGCCUCUUGGAAUUCACAUAUUUAGAGAUAAUGAACCUCCGGUGUUCAGUGGUUGCCCUGGUGACGUCGUCAUCCCUGUUAAGCCAUCGUCCAAUCAGGUGGCUUACAGCUGGCCUCCACCUCUCAUCUCGGACAGUGCUGGUCCUGUGGAUGUCACGUUCAGUUGCCAAGCAAUCAAAGUUUUGAAAUGUAACCGAACCGGCAGUGGGGUCUUCACAGUUGGUGUUACUACAGUGAUCUACAACGCUACGGAUAUAUCUGGCAACCAUACCACGUGUCUUUUUAAAGUCACUGUAACAGUGGUGGAUCUAAUGUGCCCAGCAAAUUUCACAGUCGACGCGGAGCCAGGUUCCACCAACACCAGUGUAGACUGGAUGGAACCGGUUUUAACUGGAUGGGACGGACCAACCAACUUCACCUCAAGCUUCAGUCCUGGCGAUGAACUCGAGAUAGGGAGCAAUGUUGUCAACUACCGGCAGCAGUUUGAGUACGGCCUAAUUCUGGACUGCUCGUUCUCAGUUCAGGUUAUAGGUUCUUGUCCAGCCAGCAUUACAAAUGAUGCUCUGCAUGGCCGGUUGAUGUGGCUUGCAACAAGAAGAGGCACAACAGCAGAAUCGUUCGAGAGGUGCCUGCUUAUGACAUCAAAAGCUGGGCAACCGUUAGCUGUUCGCAACUGCUCUGUUGCAGCUCCGCCGUUCUAUUUCCAGUGGGGAAACCACGUACCUCGCAGUUGCGGAGAAGAAAGGAAUGAAGUUACUCUGGAUGAAGUCAUUGUUGUUAACGUCAGUAUGGGGAACGUGAAUGAAGUGGUUGAGUUUCUGGCCAAUCAGACGUCAGAGUCGUCUGAAAGUGCAGAAAAUGUGGAAGCGGUCUCCACCAUUUUGAUGAAUAUUGUCGGGGCAGGAUCAGGAGAUGCUGAGGUAACAGAGUUGGUGAUACAGACGGUAAGCAAUGUCAUCAUGAGUACCAGCCAGACUCCUGACUCCCAGACUCCUGAGGUCAAUGCUGGCAGCUCCUCAGCCAUCGUCCAGUCUGUUGAGGCUCAAGUUUCCUUGACUCUGAGACAAGAGGGUCACUUCAGUGUACAACAGGACACCAUCCACGUUGAGGCGGUCAGUCUGGACCCAGUGCAGGCUAGCAACGGACUCACCUUCGUGUCUGCUCCGCAGCAGCAGACCGGACAGUCUUCACCACAAGAUGGCAGCCUUGCCGGCACUAAGGUCACGACCACGGUGAAUGCCAGUGAGGUGCCUCAUGAUGUGAUAGCUUCAAUCCGGUUACCGGCUAACAUUGUCGACUUAUUACAGGCUGGUAACGAAAAUGGUUCCCAGCCGCUUCGGGCGAGUUUCAUUGUCUACGCUGAUGACACCUUGUUCAAGUCAGCUCUGAUCAAAGGCUCCCCAGGGAAGAACGGCUCCAGCCUCCGGGUUGCUGGGUCCGUCGUCUCACUGACUGUGGAAGACGUUGAGUUGGUCAACCUCACCGAACCAGUGGUCAUCCAAUUCAAGGCACCAGCCAUAAAUGAAGCAGAGCGAAAUAGAACCACAAUCCAGUGCGUCUUCUGGGAUUUUGAUCUGAACGACAGAGUUGGCGAUUGGUCGAUGGCUGGUUGCUUGCUGGCAACAGAGAGCGAUAAUACAGUGUCCUGUAACUGUAGUCAUGCAACAAACUUUGCCAUUCUUGUGAAUUUCAAAGGACAGGGUGAACAAAAUGGAUUCCAGGACGCCCUGGAUAUCAUUAGCCAAGUUGGUUGUGUCAUCUCCAUCAUUGCCUUGGGUAUCACGUUGACUGUGUAUCUUGCUAUCAAGAAACUGCGAACUGGCAAAUCUCGUCAGAUCUUCAUCCAUUUGUUCUUCUCCUGGCUGAUGUUGUACAUCGUGUUCCUUGCCGGCGUCGACAACGCAAGGGGUACUGGAGGUGGUUGUGUGUUCGUGACAGCUUUACUUCACUACUUUGCUCUGUCCACUAUGAUGUGGACGGCCGUUGAAGCCAGGAACAUGUACGUCAGUACGGUGAAGGUGUUCCCAGAAGACACGCCUCACUACAUGCUCAAGGCUUGCCUCAUCGCUUGGGGAUCUCCACUGAUUGUUCUGACGAUCACCUUGGCUGCAGCAACUGAUCACUACAGAAACGAGGAUUACUGUUUCCUUAAACCUGGUCUUGUGCUGUACCUCGGCCUCCUUGCUCCCAUUGGUCUCAUCCUCAUCCACAACAUCAUCACCUUCAUCUUGGUCAUGCGCAGUCUCCUGAAGGUCAAUGAGGCAUCCCGCUCCCAGCAGAUCUCCAAACGCCUCCAGAAUGCUGUGGGAAUCUCCACCCUCAUGGGCUUGACCUGGUGUUUUGGAUUCCUGGCCAUCGAAGAGGCAGAAGAAGCAUUUCAGCUCAUCUUCUGUCUGGCCAACUCCUUUCAGGGCCUGAUUGUUUUCAUCUUGUUUUGCGUGCGACGUGAGGAGGUCCGCACCGCCCUCGCGCCGUACAUGAAGCGCCUCUGCUGUGGUCGCACCUGUGAUGUACAGGUUCCUUGGAAAAAGAAUAGGUCUUACGACCUGCCGAUGUCUGAAUCGGUGCCAAGUUCACCAUCGACUGCCCACACUGCUGAGUUGGACAUGUCAGUGUCAGGACCGUAUUAGUGAGAGGCAGGCUUCAAUGCCCGCUGUCUGAAACGUCAAUCUUCACAGUCUACUUAUAGAAGAAUAUACUUAUCUUGUCGUGCACAAAUGGUAGAUGGCACUGACAUGGACACCCCGUGCACAUACAUAGGAUUUAAAAUAGAAACAAAGGCGAACAAUAACAGGGAAGCAAAGUGGACAAUAGUGGUACCCCAUAAACCCCAAACGCCAUGGCAUUAUUGAUGUGGGGUACCAAGAUUUUUUAAAGACCAACUUGCGGGUUUUUAUUGUCCCUAUUGUUGCUCUUUGUUCUCAGUACCCUGUAUGUACCCAUAUAUAUAAGUAGACACUUGUUGGCACGCAGAAGGGUGCACCACGUAACAAACUUGUUACGUCUUUGUGUAAGCUUGAGGCACCAUUUGAUAAAACAGGCAUGUCCUUGCCAGUGAUCUUCCCCAACUUCCGUUUAGGGAUGUACUUGUGCAGAAAGUCUAUAACCACCACUGGAUAAACUAUUAGCACUCAAUCUAUGACUGCCUCAUGAACAUGGCCAUGGCCAUGCAGGCAUGAUCUGCAGAGGCGCGGAUCCAUUUGCA
Molecule: messenger RNA, 6283 nt
Organism: Patiria miniata (bat star)
Lineage: Eukaryota; Metazoa; Echinodermata; Asteroidea; Valvatida; Asterinidae
Exons: 30
Coding region: 150-5708 (1852 amino acids)
Biological process (GO): cell surface receptor signaling pathway; G protein-coupled receptor signaling pathway
Cellular component (GO): membrane
Molecular function (GO): calcium ion binding; G protein-coupled receptor activity
Source: RefSeq, a predicted model, not a curated record